GAGUAGACGCCUGGGUUUGUCACUCAGGUCUGAUCUGAUGAUGUGCAUGUGUGUGUGUGUGUGUGUAUUCAUGUAUUUUGAAUGCGUAAUGAUUUUUCUCUAAACCGUCCUUUUCGCUCUGUGUUGUGGAGGAGAGGGUCGAUCAUGUCCUGAAGGGCAAAAAAAACCCCGACAUUCAUCAGGCUGUAUCCAGACAUCUCGGGGGGGAAAUUAAAAAAUGGACAUUCUCGCGCUGAUGCUCGCUCUUCAUCACUGCGCACAGGAGCGCGCGCGGCGGCGGCGGAGUGUCCGCGUGCUCGGCGCCGCUUCCCCGAUGGAGCUCCGGCGGAGUCACCGGGCAUGAAGCAGCAACAUGGACGUGCAGGCUUGGGAUUCUCUCAGCGCCGGGAACCUGACGGGGACGAGCAUCGCGCCGAGCAUCGCCCCGAGCAUGGUGAACUCCAGCGCGGCGGGAAGCGCGUGGGGAGACGCGGAGCGGCCGGAGGAGAGAGCGUACCGGGAGUUCGCCAUCUCCGCUCAGAUCCUCAUCCUCGCCGGCUCUCUGUUAGGCAACGCCGCCGUGCUGUGGUGCGCCUGCUGCACCAACGUCUUCAAGACAGUCACCGGGCGCUUCAUUAAGAACCUGGCCUGCUCGGGAAUCUGCGCCAGCCUGGUGUGCGUGCCGUUCGACGUGCUCCUGAACGCCAGCCCGCGCUGCUGCCUCUGGAUCCACACGCCAAUGCUCUGUCGGACCAUCAAGUUUCUGCACAGGCUCUUCUGUUCGGUCACCGUGCUCAGCUUCGCGGCCAUCGCUCUGGACAGGUACUACUCUGUGCUGUAUCCACUAGAGAGGAAAAUAUCAGAUGCCAAAUCCAGAGACUUGAUCAUAUACGUCUGGGUUCAUGCUCUCAUCGCUAGCAUCCCUGUGUUCGCCAUCAGUAACGUCACUGAUGUCUACGCCACCUCCACCUGCUCUGAAGGCUACUCUCUAGGUCAGCUGGUUUACAUGGUGCUCUACAACAUGACCACUGUGAUCCUACCCCUGGUGGCCGUGUUUGUAGCCAUGGCACUGAUCCGGCGGGCGCUGAGCACCAGCCAGAAGAAGAAGGUGAUCAUCGCGGCACUGCGGACGCCGCAAAGCAGCGUCUCUAUUCCGUAUGUGUCUCAGCGCGAGGCUGAGCUUCAUGCCACGUUGCUCGCGAUCGUGCUGGUCUUUGUGCUCUGUAGUUCGCCGUACAUCGUGUUGUUGGCCUACCGGGCUCUUCCGAUCACCGGACAGCCCUUGCAGUGGCUGCAUCUAACCGCCAUCUGGCUGCCGAAAGUGUCUCUACUUACCAACCCACUGUUUUUAGUGAUGGUGAACCGGUCGGCACGGCGCCGCCUGUUGGACGCACUGGCACACGUUCAGCGCCGCUACAGCCGGAGGAACAACUCGAUUGGCAUUGGAACAGCAUCUGAGCCUGGCGCGCUCGGUGGGGAAGCGCUCGCCCGCUCUGGCAGCCAGCUGCUAGAAAUGUUCAAUAUCGGCCAGCGUCAGAUCUUCAGGCCGAAUGAAGAAGAAGAUGAAGUGGAGGUGAACGAAAUUGCAGCGGUAGCCAAUUUCCAGCCCAGACCCGAGCAAGCAGCUGCAGCCUCGGUAGGAUUAGCAGGAGAAGGAGGAAAGGAGGAGGGUUUAGCUGUGCCGAAACACUCCCCUGUUCAAUACUGUGCAUAUUCAUCCUCGCAGGUGGCUCCUGCAACACCCACCGACCCCGAAGAUGCCUCGCAGUUCGGGUUCGGCCCGUUCGAGCUGCCUCCUCAGUGGCUUCCCGAAGCUAGAAACAGCAAGAAAAGACUUCUGCCUCCACUGGGUAACACGCCCGAGGAACUGAUCCAGACCAAACAGUCCAGAGUACGACCCGAGAGGCGCAUCAGCAGGAACAACAAGGUCAGCACCUUCCCCACUGUGGACCCCUGAGACCCUCAUCGAGCACCGUGAACAAAUCCAUACAAAAUUUUAAGUAAUAAAGAAAACUCUUAUAUUUUUUUCUUUUUUUUUUUUUUAACAAAAUGCCAUUGUUUACCAGCAGGAGAGAAAUCUUUUCAUUGUGUUGUACGUAGCUAGAUGUUAGCUAAUCUCAGGCUCCGGAAAACGGUUAACGGAAAGAGUUUUACAGAAUUGAGAGAAUUGUAUGAAAUGAAACAAACUGGAUUUAGAAAUAAAAUUACAUACAAAAAGGUUAUACUGAAUAAAAGACAAAAGUUGGAAUGUGUAAAGUUAGAGUACGCAAUUGCUAAUUCGAAACAUGUUUUUGUAAUAUUUAGCAUCUCGCAGUUUUCAAUAAAAGAUCUACGCAGAGAUGAAA
This is a messenger RNA of Clarias gariepinus (North African catfish), 2324 nucleotides long. RefSeq names its product G protein-coupled receptor 176 (gene gpr176). NCBI's taxonomy places the organism in Eukaryota, Metazoa, Chordata, Actinopteri, Siluriformes, Clariidae. Gene Ontology annotation, biological process: G protein-coupled receptor signaling pathway. Gene Ontology annotation, cellular component: plasma membrane. The record is from RefSeq and is a predicted model, not a curated record. The transcript has 3 exons. Gene Ontology annotation, molecular function: G protein-coupled receptor activity. Bases 353 to 1936 code for a protein of 527 amino acids.